Molecule: messenger RNA, 1251 nt
Organism: Nanorana parkeri
Lineage: Eukaryota; Metazoa; Chordata; Amphibia; Anura; Dicroglossidae
Product: keratin, type I cytoskeletal 19-like
Exons: 7
Coding region: 1-1251 (416 amino acids)
Molecular function (GO): structural molecule activity
Source: RefSeq, a predicted model, not a curated record
AUGAGCUACAGCAAUAAGCAGAACCAAUCUGAAAAACAUAAAGGGAGUAAAAUCUUAAGCCAAAUAACCUCGCUUAGUCUCAGAGGGUUCCGUAAAGAUAACAAUGCUGGCACCUGGAGGCCUAUUAGUUUCCAGGUCAAGCCUAGCAGCAGUGCCACCGUCACCAAACAUCAUUCAUUCACCCAUGGAGCUAACUAUGGAUUUACAAAUAGUAGUUUUGGCAAAGAAGUCUCACUUAACAGAGAAUCCAAAAAGCACAUUUUGCUCCCCACCAAUGAGAAGGAAACCAUGAGGAUUUUAAAUGACCGACUGGCAUCCUACUUGGAGAAGGUGCGUUCUUUGGAGGAAGAAAAUGCACAUCUGGAGAAGAAGAUCCGGGACUGGUAUGACACAAAUCAUCCUCAAAUGUUGCCUGAUUUCAGUCACUAUUUUGCAGAAAUGGAAGAACUUCAAAGGAAGAUUUCUUCAACUUCUUUGGACAAUGCAAGUAUUACAUUACAAAUAGACAAUGCUCGUCUGGCAGCAGAUGACUUCAGAAACAAGUAUGAAAUGGAACGCCAGCUGAGAUGUAGUGUUGAGGCUGAUGUGAAUGGACUUCGUCUACUCCUGGAAGAACUGAAUCGGGACAUAUGUAAUCUGCAGGCACAAGUAGGAAACCUUCAGGAGGAACUGCAGCAAAUGAGGAGGAACCAUGAGGAGGAAGUCAAUGCUUUGCAAGCUCAGCUGGGUGCCAGGGUCAGUGUGGAAAUGAAUGCUGCUCCAUCGGCUGAUAUGAAUAGAGCCUUAUCUGAAAUUAGAGAGCAGUAUGAGAACCUAAUGGAACGGAAUCUGAGAGAGGUGGAAACUAUUUUCCGACAAAGGAUUGAGGAACUGAAUCGUAACGUUGCUUCUGGUUCUGAACAACUCCAAUCUGUACAGACCGAAGUCAUUGACUUGAAUCGCACCGUCCAAACCCUGGAGAUCGAACUGCAAAGCCAAAUGAGCAUGAAAUCUGCUCUGGAGAACACCUUGGCAGAGACGGAAGCCACAUUUGGAGCCCAACUUGCCCAGUUACAAUGUUUGAUCAACAGUGUAGAGUCCCAGCUGGCACAGGUACGCUCUGACCUGGAACGUCAGAACCAGGAAUACAGGAUCCUAAUGGACCAAAAGACACACCUGGAGAUGGAGAUCGCCACCUAUAAGCGCCUAUUGGACGGUCAUGAUAUCCACACUUCAAGUCAUAAAUUUCUGGGAGGCAGUGAUGGUACGUAA